GCAGGAAAAAGUAACGCAUGUUUAUUCUGUGACAAAAUAAUAACAACAAAAUGGACGAUUUUUGGGGGGUUAAAAGUUUACAUAAGUCUUCCUUGGUAUGGUGGUCAUAUAAGUGCAGAAUAAUACGCUAUUUUGUGAGUGAAAGAGGGAGUGCAGGACGCCUGCGCUGAGGCUGAGGCAGCCUGCCUACCAUGUUGUUAUUGUAACUGAUCCCUAUUGUAACCCUGAAAAAAAGCAGCAUUCAGCACAUCUGAACAUUUACCCUUAAUCACAGCUAAGAAUUGAACUCAAAUCUCUUUAAUAUUUAUACGCGCCACGGAGGCAUCUUUUUUUCGGGGCGAGGCAGCUGCAAGUGUUAAGAUUUGCUGAGAACAUGAGCCAAACGCCAGAGACGCCAGUCGAUGCUCCUGCUACAGCGACAGAAGCACCACCUGUUCAAACUGAAAGCAAGCAGCCAACCGGUGGAAAGAAACUAAAUAAAAAGAAAGUGGAAGAAGUGGUAGAGGAAGAGGAAGAGGAGUAUGUUGUGGAGAAAGUCCUGGAUCGCCGUAUCGUAAAGGGAAAAAUAGAGUAUCUCCUCAAGUGGAAAGGCUUUUCAGAUGAAGACAACACAUGGGAGCCUGAAGAAAAUUUAGAUUGCCCAGAUCUCAUCGCAGAAUAUCUGCAGUCCCAGAGAGGUGCUAAUGAAUCAGGUGGCAAGCGGCGCGCUGAUGCAGAUGGUGAUGGAAAGGAGAGUCAGCCUAAAAAACGCAAGGAUGAGCCAGAGAAACUCAGAGGCUUUGCUCGUGGGUUGGAUCCUGAGAGGAUCAUUGGUGCUACAGAUUCAAGCGGAGAACUUAUGUUCCUCAUGAAAUGGAAGAACUCUGACGAGGCAGAUCUUGUUCCAGCCAAGGAGGCUAAUGUGAAGUGUCCACAAGUCGUCAUUUCUUUCUAUGAGGAGCGCCUUACCUGGCAUUCUUACCCCACUGAUGAAGAGGAGAAGAAGGAUGAGAAAAACUAAGCAAACUAUUGGGAGCUACCAGGAAUAUUUAAAGUUUUCAUCAUCUGAAGUAAAAGGCAGCAAACGGUUUAUAUGAUUUUGCGAAACACCACUGAAACUCGCAGCACCUCAGGCAAUUAAACAAGGGCAUGUAUUUUACAUAGGCUCUGGGACAUUUCAGUCAUAGCACUGCUACUGUAGCUAAAUGUAUUCAGUAGACUACUACUUUUUUGUUUAAUUUUUUUUGAUCAUGAAUAUAGAUAGCAGCUGGGCAGCUUCUUUUCCAACCUUUUGUUCCAGAGCCUGUGUUGAUUACAGUGCUGGCCAUUUCUUACCAGUUUCCAAAAGGCUUUCAUUAAUAUAUGUAUUUUCCUGUAUUUCCUGGUUAUUGGACUGACUUAAACAUAUUGCUGCCUUAAAUGAGAUUAUAAAGAUAGAUUACAUUUUAUGCAUUCUCCAAAAAGCAAGCCAAGUUAAUAAUUCUUCAAAAUGCCCUCGGAGAAGUACAUGUACAGUGGUUUGAGAAUUGACCAAGAGUCCCAUAUAAUAGUACUGAAAAGUUUUUAUUGAAAUUCACUCUUACCAGCAAACACAAAUCACUGUUCUGGCUAUUACUGUAGGUGCUACUAUUGAACAUGUCAACAACACUGCACAAAUACACUCCUUAUGAAUUGUUUGGGGACAUCUCGGCUUUUUAAACAACCCUCAACAUAGCACAAAGCUGUGCAGAAGAUAUUUGGAGAGAAAGUAGAAUGUUUAAAAAAAAUUCUCUCACCAGUCACCUGGCGUUCAGAGACUUGAUCUGAGCUCGAGAAGCAUGAAUGAAAAGUUUAAGCGAGGUGUCCAUACAGGUUCACACACCUCUGGGAAGUCCUGCAAGAAGCAAAGCAGAGCAUCGCCAACUUCUUAUGAAGAAAGUAUGUGCAGCUUACAGCUGCUAAGAAAUAGUUUUUAAAAAAAGCAUCAUGGCUUAACUGAUUUUAAUAUAUGCACAGAAAGAGUUAAAUGUGAAAAUGUCCUUAAAAUUCAGUCUUUAUUUUCACCCUGCUACAUUCAUGUUCAAUUGAAAAAUAAAUAAUUUUUUUUUAACAAAUUGAAAAGCUAGAUGCCCCCAAACUGCUGACAGUGACUUUCAUGACCUUUCAUACACAUGGUUGGUUACCAUAUUGUAAAUCUAGUGUAGUGUCCAUGUUCAUGAGUUCCGUUUACAUGACCUUAUGUUCUCAGAAUCAUGUGUUUUUUACUUUUACACUAAAUCAUUCUUUUCAGUUCAAUAAAAGUAGGAUUGAUGUA
This is a messenger RNA of Clarias gariepinus (North African catfish), 2272 nucleotides long. It is a transcript of the gene cbx1b, whose product is annotated as chromobox homolog 1b (HP1 beta homolog Drosophila). Gene Ontology annotation, cellular component: nucleus; pericentric heterochromatin. The transcript is spliced from 6 exons. Gene Ontology annotation, molecular function: chromatin binding. Bases 374 to 1000 code for a protein of 208 amino acids. Lineage: Eukaryota; Metazoa; Chordata; Actinopteri; Siluriformes; Clariidae. The record is from RefSeq and is a predicted model, not a curated record. Gene Ontology annotation, biological process: chromatin organization; negative regulation of transcription by RNA polymerase II.